Drosophila kikkawai is the source of this 342-nucleotide messenger RNA. It is a transcript of the gene Mocs2A, whose product is annotated as Molybdenum cofactor synthesis 2A. NCBI's taxonomy places the organism in Eukaryota, Metazoa, Arthropoda, Insecta, Diptera, Drosophilidae. Gene Ontology annotation, cellular component: cytosol. The record is from RefSeq and is a predicted model, not a curated record. Gene Ontology annotation, biological process: Mo-molybdopterin cofactor biosynthetic process.
CAUCCCAUAUCUAUCCAUUAUCACCGCAACUCUCGAAAGGUUUGGAAACAGAAGCUAUUUCACAAGAUUAUGCCGACUGAUGGACCUGUUGUCAAUGUCCACGUGCUGUUUUUUGCCAAGUCCCGCGAGUUAGCCCGAACCCCCCGCUCGGAAGUGGAUGUGCCCGCCCAGAUCGUCGCAUCGGAACUGCUGGAGCAACUAGUGGCCAGAUUUGACCUGACCUCCAUCCGGGACAACUUGAUUUUGGCCCACAACGAAACAUACAUUGAGAACCUAAGCGAUAAGAUUCACUUCAAGGAGGGGGACGAGCUGGCCAUCAUCCCGCCUUUAAGUGGAGGCUAA